AUGGCUCACUGUCAACUUGUGGCGGACGCCCUCUCUGUGCCCUGCAGUUGGGUACUGCUUGCCGAGGUGUGUACGGCAGCUUUUCUCGCGCCAACAUCUGUGCUCUUUCCCACCAGGACCCUGCCGCUCUACAGCAUGCCUGGGGCACUCAUCUUGCACCCCGGGGCUACGCAGACCAGUGGACUGAUGUCCACCUAUGCGAAGGUGUUGCGGCAGAUCGAGAUUUGGCAGCGUGAACACGCGCUACAACAACACCAUGCUCGUGCAAACGUGCCGCCGGAGCCUGCUGGGCAGACAGAAGACAAUGCUCCGCCUGAGAGUAAGAAGCCUCGAAUAGCGGCUCCUGCUGUCAUGCACAUGGGCUUCACCAGUGGCAGUGUGGAUGGCGUGGUGGGACCAGCAGCUUUCUUGUCUGAAGCUCAAGUCUUCCUGACCUGGAUUGCCGAGCAAUCGGCCGCAAACCAAGGCCUUAUGACGCAACUGACGGACCGCCUCGUGUGGGACAAGGUGACUGUGAAGGAUCGCGCGACAGUCUUGGUGGAUGCCCCCUUCAUUGGCAUUUGCGGCGCAGCCCACAUGCAAGAGUUGAUGAACGCUUUGGGCGAGGCUGACCCGUUGGGUCUGCGUGAGAGGCUCUUGGUCAUGUAUGAACGGCCGUGCUUUGUGCGGUCGACGCAGCUGAUAGAGGCCUGUGACCGCACCCCUGCGCCGACACUGCACUCCCACUUGGCCAAGACCUUCUGGCCUAUCCAUUGUGCACACCACCCUGGUCACAAACUGGCAACCUUCGUGAAGGAUUUAAAUUACUCCUGGCUUCAUCAUCGCUUCACACCGGAGGCAGCCAUGUCAUUUUGGAGUAACUUCGAUGACCAUGCCGGCCAGCAAGAAGAAAACUAUCGCCUGGAUCAGCAAGCUGCCAAACGCGCUGGCAAAGGCAAGACGCGACAUUACCGAUUGGCCUUGCCCCUGCGCAACCUGAUGCAAACGCCGGCGGCUGCUGCGAAGGCCUCGGUGCUCCUGUCUGAGUACAUGGAUGCCAUCUUUACCCGGCUCGAUUUGCUUCGCGCCAGUCGUGACGCAGACAGCGCUUCCCCUCCAGCUGAGGCCCGCCUGCGAGUUCUCCACACAGAUGACCUGGGUGUUGUGUUUCCUCCUGCGGAACGAGCUGCGAUCCUCGUCUUCUGCCAAGCCAUUUGCAUGUGCUUGAAGAACCCGGUGCUGCGGCAAUCGGAUGUUGGUCACCUGAAACCAAUCAUUGCUUUGAACUUGCCCGCCUCCUGCAUCAGCCAGUACACAGUCAAAGCUUUCCGCCUCUUGGACAUGCUCGACCUAGGCCAAGCGACGCUGUCCACCAAUGUGGCAGGAGUCAAGUGCACCUUCUUCACGAACAUCCCCGACGAGAUGGUUGUCCACCCCAUCGCGCAGAGCAGCCUGCGGUUCUUCAAUUUGGGCACUCCCUUCUACACCCUCAGUGCGGCUGCAAUUCGCCAAACGCGGAAGAAGAGCCAAGCUGAGAUCGUGUGGAAGGAUCUGGAUGAUGCCGUCGUGGCGGCUCGCAUCACUGCCUUGUUGCACGCGCUUUGA
This is a messenger RNA of Durusdinium trenchii, 1584 nucleotides long. The record is from the annotation of a GenBank genome assembly. Lineage: Eukaryota; Dinophyceae; Suessiales; Symbiodiniaceae.